GCCUUCGGAUGAUUUCAGCUUAGUCCAAGUGCAGUUCCAGCCAGAAUAUCACCAGAGAAUGCUCAAGGUUUUCGUGUUUUUCGCCCUUCUGAGUGGGGUCCUAACCGCCACGGUCAUUUACCAUCACCCUGUGGUCUAUCAUCAUCCUCUGCCGGUUCCCAGUUCCACACACCAGAAGUUGGAUCAACAUCCUGGCUACACCAUUGUGGCACCCCUCACCAAGAUUGCCCACGUCACCUAUGAUUCCGUGCCCAUUUCACACACGCCCUACGAACAUGUUCCACUCUUCCAGAGAAUUGGUCAUGUUAAGAACAAGAGGACUUAGCUAGGAUUACUAUAUAAAUAUGUAUUAAGAUAUCUCUUGUAGCUAGACCUCGAAUUUAAAACUUGGUUUAAUAAGUAUCACUGGAAACCUAACGUUAAAAUAUGAUUUAAAAUGUUAUCCGACAUCUGCUUAAACACAAUAAAUAAAAAGUAUUGUUAGAAAA
Messenger RNA from Drosophila suzukii, 488 nucleotides. RefSeq lists its product as uncharacterized. The record is from RefSeq and is a predicted model, not a curated record. NCBI's taxonomy places the organism in Eukaryota, Metazoa, Arthropoda, Insecta, Diptera, Drosophilidae.